Porites evermanni is the source of this 2913-nucleotide messenger RNA. The record is from the annotation of a GenBank genome assembly. NCBI's taxonomy places the organism in Eukaryota, Metazoa, Cnidaria, Anthozoa, Scleractinia, Poritidae.
AUGAAUGAUAGUUAUAGAAUUAAAAAUCUUAAAACACCACAGGAUUCUAAAGAUCCAGCAACAAAAUAUUACGUAGACAACACAUUUCUUGACACAGAUGGAUCUUACCCAAUGAAAGGAAAUCUUAAUAUGGACAACAAUCGAAUAUUAAAUCUUCCUGCUCCAACAGGUUCCAAUCAACCAACACCAUUAGCUUUCACAGAUAUGAAGUAUCUACACGUUGCUGGAACAAAUAAAAUGACUAAUAAUCUAAACAUGGAUAAUAAAAAAAUAAUUAACCUUAGACCACCAACAGCCUCCACAGAUGCUGCAACCAAAAAGUAUGUCGAUGAUAUAUCUUCUUCUGGUGGAAGUAGUGACCUAUCUAAUUAUUUGAAAAAAGAUGGUAGUGUUGCAAUGACAGGCCCACUUAAAAUGGGAACACCUAGUCCUAAAAAUUAUAAUCAAAUUAAAUUUUUAGAAGAUCCUACAAAUUCUCAUAAUGCUGCUACAAAAGGUUAUGUAGAUAAAAACUCUCUUAGAAUAAAUGGAACAAAUUCAAUGAAUGGUAACAUAAAUAUGGGUAACAAUCUUAUUGAAGGUUUAGGUCAACCACAAAGUAAUUCUGAUGCAGCUACAAAAGUUUAUGUGGAUCACCGUUUAAAUAUGAGGUUAAAAAAAGAUGGAACAGAAGCAAUGACUGGUAACCUUAAUGUUGGUAAUAAUAAAAUAGUUGGUCUUGCAACUCCAGUGUCAAACACAGACGCCGCAACAAAGAAAUAUGUAGAUGAUAAUAGUGGAGGAAGUCCAGACCUGUCUGAUUGCUUGGAAAAAGAUGGUACUGUUGCAAUGACUGGAAACUUAAAUCUUAACAACAAUAAAAUAGUUAACCUCGAGGACCCCACCACAGAUAAACAAGCUGCUAAUCGCGGAUGGGUACGUAAACAAAUAAACCGCCUUGAUCAUCAUUCUGGAGACGCCUCAAGUGGUGUAUUUACUAUAACAGAUCCAGAUACACCAACGACUUUGUAUCUACAGUUUGUCUCAGGUUCAUCAUUUGAUGAUUUUUUUUUUACAACAUCAGCACCUGGUCAACCUCUUGUAGGUUGGACACCAACUGCUAACACAUACAUUAACAAAAUAGAAUUUCAAUUUGGUUCGCGGAACGUAAACGUUGACUUUUUAUGGUUUAUUCCUAGAGACAUUUCCCACUCCAAUUCUAAGUUUUGGAUAAGUGGAAAUCGCACUGGCACUUGGUCAUUAAUUAUUCACAAGUCUUGGAGUUAUGAUAUGUCAGGAGUAAAACUAAGAACCCGUAACAAUCCAAAUCACACAGCUAUCACUUGUCGGUUAUUCACUGAUUUACCAAAAGCGAUAACCAAACCACUUAAGAGAAUAGAAAUCAACACACCUAAAAUUGUAUUAAGUGGGGUUAUAAAAGCUGAUGUCGACCUUGGUGAUAAUAAAAUAAAGAAUCUGGGUGUACCAACCCAAGACAAUGAAGCAGUAAACAAAGGUUAUGUCGACAAUCUAGUUCAUCUUACUGCAGUUCAACCAAGUCAUUACAAAAAUGAGUUUGCUUAUCUCAUGUCAAGUGGCUCUCAAUGGACUGAUGAAAUAGAUGGCGGAAAUAGUUUUGGUAUAAGAAGUAUAGGAGAUUUAGCACCAAACAAAGGAAACUUUCACGACUAUAAUCACAAAGUUAUUUACAUGUCUAUAAUCAAAAAUUCUCAAGGUAAAUAUAUUUAUAAGAUGGGAAUUAAUUUUUUCAGACUAACUGCAAAUACUGAUUACACAUUGUGUUUGGAAAUACUCAACACUGAUUAUAAUCUUUGGAAUAAUACUAAAAUAAGUGUUGACAAAGGAACUUCAAAAGGAUUAUCAAUUGGAAAUGUAAGUGUAAAAAAGUUGUCCCAUAGUUAUACUAAUACACAAGGGAAAUCAAGUACAAUGUACUACCAUAGAAUGAUAGUUAAUUUUCGAAAGUUGACAUCUGGUAAAAGGUUCUUUCUUCACAUUUUGGUUGAUAUUCUUCAAGGUGGAUAUAACCUGGCUACGUAUCCAAAUCAGUUUUCAGGAGUUUACCUGGUUGCUUAUGGUAUUAUUGGUACAUUUAGUAAUAUUGAUCCAGAUAAAGUUUACGAUUAUCACACCGCAUUUGACAUCAAACCAACAGAAGUAGUGUAUAAUGUUGAUAUAAAUGCAAAUCAAAAAGAAAUUAAAAAUAUCAAACUUGACCGAAACAGUAAUAAUAGUGCUGCAACAGUUGCAUUUGUAAAAGAACUAGCUCCUCACACUAAAAAUGCUUUGUAUAGAUUAUACUUUAGUGAAUUUUAUGACUUUAGUGAUGCGGAUUUGUAUGGAUUAAGUAAAGGUGUAUCUGGUGUUAUUUUCAAUUCUUUAAAACCUAAUAUUACACUUCCCAAUAGAAACCUAACUGAUAUAACAAAUAAUGGCAUAAAUGUGAAAGGUUAUACUGUUCAUUUUACUCUUCCUAAUUAUAUUACAAAAUAUAGUUUAUGCAUUUCUUUUUAUCAUUGGAGAAAUAGAAGUUUUAGCCUGACUAAAAAAAAUACAGAUAAUAAUAAUAUUUUAGUAAAAUUGGAUUAUAAUAAAUCAAACAAUAAAGUAACUUUAACUGUCAAUAAAACAACUCAAAAUUUUACCAUGCUAAGUAGUUUUAAUGGACAAAGGAUUGUUGUAUGGCUGGCAGAAGAUUUUAAUUCAAAUGUCACAAAAGUUUCAAUAAGUAACUACAGCUCAACAUUAACUAUACCAGCCGUUCAAAAAUCCUUUUUACAACAGUUUGAUUUUACAACUGAAGAUGGAGUGUUAAAUAAAUUAAUGUACUCUCCAAAAUUUUACGACAUCGGCUCUGAUCAAUAUCAUAAAGUAAUGCUUCAAGAAAAGUUAAAUGGAAGUUAUGUAACGUAA